Daktulosphaira vitifoliae (grape phylloxera) is the source of this 935-nucleotide messenger RNA. RefSeq lists its product as uncharacterized. The transcript has 4 exons. Bases 68 to 610 code for a protein of 180 amino acids. NCBI's taxonomy places the organism in Eukaryota, Metazoa, Arthropoda, Insecta, Hemiptera, Phylloxeridae. The record is from RefSeq and is a predicted model, not a curated record.
AAUAUCAAUUAAUCUAUCAUUUCAAGUUUUCAGUUUUAUUCCAGGACACCGAUUUGUAAAGCCAAAAAUGAAUUUUUACUUUUUCAUUGUUAUGUAUCUAGCAAUUAGCUUUACAAAUGGAUUUAUUUACAAUGUCCCACUUACGGAACCGAAUGGAAAAUUGACUGAAAAUGGCCGUUUGCGUAUGUCUGCACUAUAUGACAAUGUCAAGCAGGAUGAAGAAGGAUUGAGUUUACCAAAAUUUUAUUGGGUUUUGAAAUCAUUUCAACACAUACACUGUCUAAAUGAUAAACAAAUUAAAGCAUAUUUCAAUGAUGUUGUUUAUAUGAAACAUCUUGGAUAUAUGACGAAAGAGCAAUUUUUAGAUCAAAUUGCAAAGGUUUUUGUUAUAGUUGAGAAAAUCUUUAAUAAUGUUUAUAAAAGUUGCCUCAAAGAUAAUGUGAUGACUAAAACAGAAUUAAUCAAAGCUCUUAAAGAAUGCAAAAUCGAACUUAAAGAUUCUAAAGUUACUGAAGUAAUGACUGAUUUUGCAGGUCAAAAUGAAAAUAUCACUUUCAAUGUAUUCAGAGAAAUAUUGGGGCAAAUAAUACACGAAAAGUACUCUACAUGAGUGUCAUAAUAUACUUCGUCAUCAUAAUAUGAAAUAACAGUGGGCUACUCUGUUCAUGUCCACAAUAAUGGUCGUUCAUUUAAUCUUUUCAUUUAAAAUUAUUAACAUUUUUAUUUAUAAAUUUUAUUCAUAUGCUUAAAAUAACAUGAUUUUUUUAAAACAAAUAAUUUAAAUAAAUAGCUUAAUAUGCUAUAUUACACACGAUUCAACUUAUAAAUAAUACUUGUCAGCUCUUUUUUACUUUUAUCUUAAUAAAAAAAUAAUAUGUCAACCCAAAUCUUAAAUUUAAAAACAAAAUAUAAUGAAGUUAUAUAAAAUAUCAAAA